Stylophora pistillata is the source of this 823-nucleotide messenger RNA. RefSeq lists its product as uncharacterized. The record is from RefSeq and is a predicted model, not a curated record. Gene Ontology annotation, molecular function: protein binding. Lineage: Eukaryota; Metazoa; Cnidaria; Anthozoa; Scleractinia; Pocilloporidae.
UACAUGCAUUGUUAAUUUCCUAUAAUAAGGUAUACCUCAGGCUAAGUAUUUUUUGACAAGGCAGUAUGGUCACAGCAAUUAACGACAAUUCUGUAUUUUCAGGUCAUUCAGCAACUAACUCUCGUGUUCUCGAUAACAGUAACUAGGGCUCUUAAUUACAGCCAUGCCAACGAUUCAUCAAGCGAUAAUUCGCCGUAAUCAACAACAAGUACGUCUCCUAGCAAAUGUGGGAUGCAACGUCAAUAAACUUGAUUCACGCAUGCGUACGCCACUACACCUUGUCUGCGAUCUUGACAAUGAAUUCUUAAGGGUGUCGUUGGGGCGUAUCUUGCUACGACAUGGGGCCGGAGUGGAGCAUAAAGACGAAUCCGGCAUCUCAGUUUUUAGUUACUGCUGUACAAAACAGUGCAUUAAGUUAGUUUCAGUCAUGAUAGAGGAGAGAGAGAUUCCGUGGCUUGAUAAAGACAUCCAUGGAAACACAGCUCUGCAUCAUGCGUCUGCUUCAGGAAAUCAAGUGAUAACAAAAAGGGUUCUUGAACAGAUGAGGAAAUACGGCUUGGAUAUUGAUCAGAGAAAUGACUUGGGUGAAACUCCACUGAUAUUAGCUGAAAGACUGGGGCAUGUCCAGUGUGCACAGUCACUCAGAGAAAGUGGUAAAGCGAGCACUGCUGCACGUGAUGAUCACGCGUUUAAAAAUGCUGACGAAUGGAGAAGAACGAGAACAACACGUGCAUCCCAGAAGCUAUCACCUUACUUUAGGUACUCCAGUUUGUCUACAAUAGUAGCGCACGAUUCGGUUACAGCAAAACCAAAACUAAAGUAA